This is a messenger RNA of Apodemus sylvaticus (European woodmouse), 5217 nucleotides long. RefSeq names its product myosin ID (gene Myo1d). The record is from RefSeq and is a predicted model, not a curated record. NCBI's taxonomy places the organism in Eukaryota, Metazoa, Chordata, Mammalia, Rodentia, Muridae. Gene Ontology annotation, biological process: actin filament organization; vesicle transport along actin filament. The coding region runs from base 219 to 3239 and encodes 1006 amino acids. Gene Ontology annotation, molecular function: ATP binding; microfilament motor activity; actin filament binding. The transcript has 22 exons. Gene Ontology annotation, cellular component: plasma membrane; vesicle; actin cytoskeleton.
AGGCUAGAGGCGGGACCAGCCGCCGCCGUCUCCGUCUCGCCACCACGGCCCCCACACACCCCGCAGCCACCGCGGGAGGAGCGGAAGCCGCCGGCCUCACCCGUUCAGAGCCGCGCCUGCCCGAACUCUGAGGAGUGGCGGCCGUCUCCGGCCCGACCGCGCCCGAAGGUGCCGAGCACCCUAGCCCCAGCCCGAGCGCUCCCACCUGAAACGGCGCCAUGGCGGAGCAGGAGAGCCUUGAGUUCGGCAAGGCGGACUUCGUGCUGAUGGACACCGUCUCCAUGCCCGAGUUCAUGGCCAACCUUAGGCUCAGAUUUGAGAAAGGACGAAUCUACACAUUCAUUGGAGAAGUGGUUGUUUCUGUGAACCCAUACAAGGUGCUGAACAUCUAUGGGAGGGACACAGUGGAACAGUAUAAAGGCCGUGAGCUAUAUGAGAGACCUCCUCAUCUCUUUGCUAUUGCUGACGCUGCUUACAAGGCUAUGAAGAGGCGAUCAAAAGACACCUGUAUUAUGAUAUCAGGGGAAAGUGGAGCUGGUAAAACAGAGGCCAGUAAGUACAUCAUGCAGUAUAUUGCCGCCAUCACCAACCCCAGCCAGAGAGCAGAGAUAGAAAGAGUGAAGAAUAUGUUGCUGAAGUCAAACUGUGUUUUGGAAGCUUUUGGAAAUGCCAAAACCAAUCGUAAUGACAAUUCCAGCAGGUUUGGGAAAUACAUGGAUAUCAACUUUGACUUCAAGGGAGACCCCAUUGGGGGACAUAUUAAUAACUACUUGCUGGAAAAGUCUCGUGUGAUUGUGCAACAGCCUGGAGAACGAAGCUUCCAUUCUUUCUAUCAGCUGCUCCAGGGAGGUUCUGAGCAGAUGUUGCACUCUCUACACCUGCAGAAAUCACUCUCGUCCUACAACUACAUCCGUGUGGGGGCCCAACUGAAGUCUUCCAUCAAUGAUGCCGCAGAGUUCAAAGUCGUAGCUGAUGCUAUGAAAGUGAUUGGAUUCAAACCUGAGGAGAUCCAAACCGUGUAUAAAAUUUUGGCUGCUAUUCUUCACUUGGGAAAUUUAAAAUUUAUAGUAGAUGGUGACACCCCUCUUAUUGAGAAUGGCAAAGUUGUGUCUGUCAUAGCAGAACUGCUCUCCACUAAGGCAGACAUGGUGGAGAAAGCCCUGCUUUACCGGACGGUGGCCACAGGCCGCGACAUCAUCGACAAACAGCACACGGAACAGGAGGCUAGCUACGGCAGGGACGCCUUUGCUAAGGCAAUAUAUGAGCGCCUCUUUUGUUGGAUCGUUACUCGCAUCAAUGACAUCAUCGAGGUCAAGAACUACGACACCACAAUACAUGGGAAAAACACAGUUAUUGGUGUCUUGGAUAUCUAUGGCUUUGAAAUCUUUGACAACAACAGCUUUGAGCAGUUCUGCAUUAACUACUGCAAUGAGAAACUGCAGCAGCUCUUCAUUCAGCUGGUGCUGAAGCAGGAGCAAGAGGAGUACCAGCGGGAAGGCAUCCCGUGGAAACACAUUGAUUACUUCAACAACCAGAUCAUUGUGGACCUCGUGGAGCAGCAGCACAGAGGCAUCAUUGCAAUCCUGGACGACGCUUGUAUGAAUGUUGGCAAAGUCACUGACGGGAUGUUCCUUGAGGCCCUUAACAGUAAACUGGGCAAACAUGGUCAUUUUUCCAGCCGAAAGACCUGUGCCUCAGACAAAACCCUGGAGUUUGAUCGGGACUUUCGAAUCCGGCAUUAUGCAGGUGACGUGGUCUAUUCUGCCAUCGGUUUUAUUGACAAAAAUAAAGAUACAUUAUUUCAAGAUUUCAAGCGCCUCAUGUAUAACAGCUCGAAUCCUGUGCUGAAGAACAUGUGGCCUGAAGGCAAGCUGAGCAUCACAGAGGUGACCAAGAGGCCUCUGACCGCUGCCACGUUGUUUAAGAAUUCUAUGAUUGCUUUAGUAGACAACCUUGCUUCAAAGGAACCAUACUAUGUACGUUGCAUCAAACCCAACGACAAGAAGUCCCCACAGAUAUUUGACGAUGAGCGCUGCCGCCAUCAGGUAGAAUACCUUGGACUGCUGGAGAAUGUGAGAGUGCGCCGGGCAGGGUUUGCCUUCCGCCAGACCUAUGAGAAGUUUCUUCACAGGUACAAGAUGAUCUCUGAGUUCACCUGGCCUAACCACGACCUUCCUUCAGACAAGGAGGCUGUCAAGAAACUCAUAGAGCGAUGUGGCUUUCAGGAUGACGUAGCUUAUGGGAAGACCAAAAUUUUCAUUCGAACACCCCGUACACUGUUCACCUUGGAAGAACUUCGUGCCCAGAUGCUUGUCAGGGUCGUCCUCUUUCUACAAAAGGUGUGGCGUGGCACCCUGGCCCGCAUGCGGUACAAGAGGACCAAGGCAGCUCUGACAAUAAUCAGGUACUACCGGCGCUAUAAAGUGAAGUCAUACAUCCACGAGGUAGCCAGACGAUUCCAUGGUGUCAAGAGCAUGAGAGACUACGGGAAGCAUGUGAAGUGGCCAACCCCACCAAAAGUCCUGCGGCGUUUCGAGGAGGCCCUGCAGUCGAUUUUUAAUAGAUGGAGAGCAUCUCAACUCAUCAAGACCAUACCUGCAUCAGACCUUCCCCAGGUCAGGGCAAAGGUUGCAGCCAUGGAGAUGUUGAAAGGUCAAAGGGCAGACCUUGGACUCCAGAGGGCCUGGGAAGGCAACUAUCUUGCUUCGAAGCCAGAUACACCUCAGACCUCAGGCACUUUCGUCCCAGUUGCUAAUGAGCUAAAACGCAAGGACAAGUAUAUGAACGUCCUCUUUUCCUGUCAUGUCCGAAAGGUGAAUCGAUUUAGUAAGGUAGAAGACCGAGCAAUUUUUGUCACUGACCGUCACCUGUAUAAAAUGGACCCCACUAAGCAGUACAAGGUGAUGAAGACUAUCCCACUGUACAAUUUAACUGGUCUGAGUGUCUCCAAUGGAAAGGACCAGCUUGUCGUGUUCCAUACAAAAGACAACAAAGACCUCAUUGUCUGCCUCUUCAGCAAGCAGCCAACCCCUGAGAAUCGUAUUGGAGAACUUGUUGGAGUCCUGGUGAAUCAUUUCAAGAGUGAGAAGCGCCACCUUCAAGUGAAUGUCACCAACCCGGUGCAGUGCAGCCUGCAUGGGAAGAAAUGCACCGUGUCUGUGGAGACCCGGCUCAAUCAGCCACAGCCUGACUUCACCAAGAACCGCUCCGGCUUCAUCCUCAGUGUGCCCGGGAACUGACUGCUGCACAUCAGAGGCCUCGCCCAGGGGAGCAAGAGCCUGAGCCUGGCACAAGGCAGGACAGGCCCUCGACCUCGGCAUCCCCACACCCGUUCCACCUCGCUCAGCAUCCCGGGAGCUCGGCUAAUCGCUGCUUGCCCUCUAAUGCCACUAGAAAUCAGCUUGCAAGAGCCACCGCUAGGCAGGCCUCCGCCUUCUCUGUGGCCCUGCCCAUAAGCUGUCCUGCCUGGCUUUCUGCCUCUGCCCUUUCAACUUUCCAUACCCCCGCUCAGGAAGCCAAAGACCCUCGUCAGCCCCUGGGCUGACAGCUAGACCACUUCCCACCUCACAAGCAACCGGAUGGUACCUGUAGUUGGCAAAAGGCCAGUGGCCACUGCUGACCCCAGCAAAGGCGCGGAGCCCAGGAUGCAGUUCCUGGAGCCAGAGCCACAUUCUCCUAGAGGUUUGGAUGCAGCAGCCAUGGUCAGGACUUAGUGCUGUCUGUGAUCCCUACCUGAUGUCUCCUUCCCGACAUGACUGCAGCCCUUGGGACCUAGCUCAGAGCCCCUCAGCGCCAUCCCCACCCCCAGCAGCCAAAACCCCCCGGGUGAGCAGGUUCAUCUGCAGUUUCUCCCUCAGCCAUGCUCAGCCAGGGUCCCUCCUUCGCAGAGCCUGUCCCUGCGAGAUCUUUUGCCACCAGGGUUCUAGCCCUGGACUGUCUAACCACUUCUCUCCUAGAGACACCCUGCUGCUACUCCAAGGACCAGCUUGCUUAAAUCACAGCCCACGCCCAUGGUCACCAUAACCUUCUUUCUUGCAGACUGCCGGGUUGCUAACCUGGGCCCUCUCUGCAGUGAGCACACUAUCAGGACCUGGUGAGGAGGUGCGAGGAGAAGGCCGCGCUUGCCUGUUCCCCUAACCCUCUAGCUGCACCCCCUCCUCACUGGAGACCUGGGACUCUCAGAGAGCCAAAGCACGCAGGACCCAGCGGUGGGAAGUGGAACAAAUCUGCAGCAAAGAGCGUGGAGUCCUGGCACUGCAGGCCAGGCCAGGUGCCCACCUAUGCCACAUACCUGCCUGCUGGAGCCUGUCUGCCAGUGUCUGCCUAGUAGGGAGCAUGCCUGCUUCAAAGCCUCCCUGCUCCCAGCCUCAGCUGUGAGGAUAAGGAGGCCUAUGGGCGGCACAGGCUUGCUGUGGGGAAGCCUAACACGGAAGGCCUGCCUGUAAGAGGCGGGCGGCCAGGCAGCAGGAGCCAGCAAGCGCAGCGCUUUCAGAGCCAGGCUCAUUCUCUUCCCUUUUGGCCUCUCUGCUCCCUAAUCCUCACCCCACCACCUUAACCCACCAAGUGCCUGUGCGCUCCCUCCUGUGCCUUCCCCAGGGCUGGUCUCCUAGCCCUUUUGCAGAGCUGUGGGGAUGUUUACACGCAGGCAGUUUGCAACAGAACUCAGUUGCCAUGCUGCCCUCGGGGACCGCUCUCAUCCUCCAAGCCUGGGCAGCCGCCCUGCAGUGGAGGGGCCGGCCGGCCGCCAGCCAGGUUUUGCUGGUGGACCUGAGAACCAUGUGACUGGAACAUCACCUUCCCACCCCACUUACUGCCCCAGCGUGUUGCUUUACACUAGACAUGCUCAAGUGUGUUCACACACACCAAAGCAGGUCAUGCCAAAAGAAUUGCAGGUCAGAGGGCUGAGGCUCUCCGCCCACCCCUGAUGUAGCCUGGGACCUCUGACCCAGGCUGGGACCCACUGAGGACUGCCCUGUCCACAAGCUCUUUCUUAUGACCUAAAAGUCAGUGUGUGGCCACCGACCGAAGGACCUGGAAUUAGGGGUGUGAAUGACCACAGGAGAGGACACAGUGAUUGUAUGCAUGGAGUAGGGGUCUCCCGAGUUAAUGAAAUGCAGUUUAUGGUUUGGUGCAUAUAUUCCUGUUUUCCAUUAAAUUAACUUUAUUUCUAAAGCAUAUUUUGAUUUACCAUCAAGAGCAAUAAAGCAUUAAAUCUUA